Solanum dulcamara is the source of this 1005-nucleotide messenger RNA. RefSeq names its product pentatricopeptide repeat-containing protein At2g33680-like. Gene Ontology annotation, biological process: RNA modification. Gene Ontology annotation, molecular function: protein binding; RNA binding. The record is from RefSeq and is a predicted model, not a curated record. Lineage: Eukaryota; Viridiplantae; Streptophyta; Magnoliopsida; Solanales; Solanaceae. The transcript has a single exon. Bases 1 to 1005 code for a protein of 334 amino acids.
AUGUAUGCUAAAUGUGGGAGUUUGAAGUCUUCCAUUACUGUUUUUCGUGGAAUAGAGAAGAAGGAUCUUGUUUCGUGGAGGACUAUGAUUCAUGGAUGCGUAGAAAAUGAUUGUUUUAAUGAAGCUUUGAGUUUGUUGUCUGAGAUGAGGUAUUGUCGCUUUGAGCCGGAUGAGGGUGUUAUUCGUGAAUUGAUUGGAGCAGUGUCACAACUGCAUGAGAUUAAAAUUGGACAGUGUUUCCACAGCUUUGUGCUCAAGCAGGGAUAUCUAGGAUGUGUUUCGGUAGUGACUGCUCUUCUUCACAUGUAUGGUGGUUUUGGUGAUAUUGAGUCGGCUGGGAGCCUGUUUGAUCCCCUGAAAUCAAAGGAUCUUAUUGCCUGGAGUACCAUGAUUGCAGAAUAUUCCCAAAGUGAGUGUCCUAGUAAUGCGCUUGAUAUAUAUCAACAGAUGCAAUCAGCAAAUGAGAAGCCUAAUGAGAUCAUCUAUGUUAGUUUAAUACAGGCUUGUUCUUCGAUGGCUGCUGAAGUGAUUGGAGAAGGGAUACACGCACAAGUGAUAAAAUCGGGAAAUUCAUCCAAUGCAUUUUUGAUAACCUCACUUAUUGACAUGUAUUGCAGAUUUGGACGCAUAAGCCAAGGAGAGGCAAUUUUCAGUGAAUGUCCUAACGAAGAUCUUAUCUGUUGGAGCUCAAUGAUCAAUGGUUAUGGAAUUAAUGGGCAUGGAAAUGAGGCUCUUCAGUGUUUCUUAGACAUGUUAAACUCUGGGAUUAAACCAAAUGAUGUUGUUUUCGUUUCUGUUCUAUCUACAUGCAGUCAUUGUGGUUUUGAAUAUGAGGGGUGGAACUGGUUUCAUGCUAUAGAAGAGAGAUUCGGUGUUACUCCAAAACUUGUACAUUAUGCAUGCAUGGUUGAUAUGCUUAGUCGUCAAGGCAAUAUAGAAGAAGCUUUUGAAUUUGUCAACAACAUGCCUAUAGAGCAUAUGGAGAACUCUGCUUGCUGGUUGUAG